Messenger RNA from Anoplopoma fimbria (sablefish), 3540 nucleotides. RefSeq names its product component of oligomeric golgi complex 7 (gene cog7). Gene Ontology annotation, biological process: intracellular protein transport; Golgi organization; retrograde vesicle-mediated transport, Golgi to endoplasmic reticulum. The record is from RefSeq and is a predicted model, not a curated record. Gene Ontology annotation, cellular component: COG complex. The coding region runs from base 322 to 2631 and encodes 769 amino acids. The transcript is spliced from 17 exons. Lineage: Eukaryota; Metazoa; Chordata; Actinopteri; Perciformes; Anoplopomatidae.
GAAGAUAAAUAGAAAGAACAAAGAGGAAGUUGUUGUCAAGUGUCAGUACCGCUGCCAGCUAUGUGCCAGCAUCAAACACUCACAACUAUGUGUUUACUUUUCUCCCUUUAAAGCCGUAGACAUUUAGAAACAACUCUGGAGGAAGCCGUCGCCUUGCUGGAACUAUAUUUAGUUGUGAUGAUCAUUUCAUUUUCCUGGGCUAUUUAUUUUAUAUUCGUCUCGAAGCCAUUGUUUGGGAAAAAUUAGCCAACGUUAGCCAUGGCUCGAUGACACAGACUGUACUGUGUGAGUGAACGACGCCCAGCUUCUCGAAGAGGCGACAUGGAUUUCUCCAAAUUCCUGGACGAUGAGUUUGAUGUGAAGGACUGGGUGAACGGAGCCUUCAAGGUGGUGCAGAAGGACGCGCCGGGGAAGGCGGACACACACGCAGCCACGCUGGUCAUGAAGCUGCAGCUGUUCAUCCAGGAAGUCAACAAUUCCAUUGAGGAGAGCAGUAAUCAGGCACUCCAAAAUAUGCCCAGAGUGCUACGAGACGUGGAGGCUUUGAAACAGGAGGCUUCUUUCCUCAAGGAGCAAAUGGUUCUGGUCAAAGAGGACAUCAAGAAGUUUGAGCAGGACACUGUACAGUCUAUGCAGGUCCUGGUGGAGAUAGAUCAAGUGAAAAGCCGCAUGCAGCUGGCAGCCGAAGCUCUGCAGGAGGCUGACAAAUGGAGCACACUGAGUGCAGACAUUGAAGAGACCUUCAAAACACAGGACUUUGCAGUCAUUUCCUCCAAACUGACCAGCAUGCAGAGCAGCCUGGCCAUGCUGGUGGACACACCGGACUACUCUGAAAAGUGUGUCCACCUGGAGGCUCUGAAAAACAGACUGGAGGCCCUGGCCAGCCCGCAAAUAGUAUCAACCUUUAAUUCCAUGUCUAUGGACCAAGCCAAGCUGUUUGUUAAGGUCUUCACAGAGAUAGAUAGAAUGCCACAGCUCCUUGCCUACUACUAUAAGUGUCACAAGGGCCAGUUGGUGAGCACGUGGCAGGAUCUCUCUCAGAGUGAGCUCAAUCUGAAUCAGCAGCUGUCUGAAUUCUACGACACCUUGCUCUCUUCGUGGCACUCUCAACUACAGUGGAGCAGCCAGGUGUUCAAGAACCCGUAUGAGGUGGUGACAGUGUUGCUGAUCCAAACUCUGGGGGCCAUGGUCCCAUCCAUCCCCGUGUGCUUGAGCUCAGCCGUGGAGCGAGCAGCCCAAGAGCAGCGCCUAGACACACUGCUGGAACUCCAUCAAACCACUUCCACCUUCGGACACAGCCUGGAGGCCGCCAUGUUGCCGCACCUGGGUGAAAAUAAUCUGCUGAAGGUGACUGAGCUGGUCUGUGCGCUGUAUGACCCCUACAAACCUUAUCAACUACAGUAUGGAGAUCUGGAGGAAGCUCACCUCCUCAUCCAGAUCAGUGCUGUACCUUUGGAACAUGGUGAGGUUAUUGAUUGUGUGGAAGAGUUGAGCCACUCUGUUGGCAAGUUGUUCGGCCUGGCCAGCGCUGCUGUGGACCGCUGCGUCAAACUGACUGACGGACUGGCCGUGUGUGGCCUCCUCAAAGCCCUCAAAGCUCUCUUCACCAAGUAUGUGUCGGACUUCUCCACAACACUGCAGUCAAUCAGAAAGAAGUGUAAACUGGAGGAUACACCAAGUGCAUCUGUUUUCCAGGAGGACUGGACAGCCUUUCAGAACUCUGUCAGGAUUAUUGCCACUUGCGGAGAACUGCUCAGACAAUGUGGAGCCUUUGAGCAGCAGCUGUCAAACAAGAUCCUUGGCACGGCAGGUAAGUACUUGUCAGAGUCGUAUAGCCCGCGCAGCCUUGCAGGCAUCCAGGAGGCCAGCUCUACAGAGAGGAAGAGCGCCACCAAGAACCCCUGGCAGGAAUACAACUACCUUCAGAGGGGAAACAUGACUGAAUACAACAGCCUGAUGGAAGUCCUCUACUCCCUAAAGGAGAAGGGCACAGGUAACUCCAGCCUGUUAACGGAGCCCAGAGCAGCUCUGAUCAGACUCAACCAGCAGGCCAACCAGCUGGCCUUCGACUCCGUCUUCCUGCAAAUCAAACACCAGCUCUGUCUUGUCUCCAAGAUGGAGAGACAAGAGGCACCUGGUCUUGGCGAGAGCUACACAGAGGACCUGCCAACUUUCAGCCUGUCACCGCAAGAAUACAUCACAAAUAUAGGACAGUACCUCAUGUCUCUGCCUCUCCACUUGGAGCCAUUUGUGACUCAGGAGGACCCGGCACUAGAGAUGGCCCUACAUGCUGGGAAGCUGCCAUUCCCUCCAGAGCAAGGCGAUGACCUUCCUGAACUGGACAACACUGCAGACUACUGGCUGGGCUCCAUUGCUCGGGCAACCAUGCAGACCUACUGCGAUGCCAUCAUGCUUAUUCCCCAACUGAGCACUCAUUCCACUAAACAGCUGGCCACGGAUAUCGACUAUCUGAGCAAUGUGAUGGACGCUCUGGGCCUGCAGCCGUCCCGCGGCCUGCAGCACAUCGUCACCCUGCUGAGGGCCAAACCAGAGGACUACAGACAGACGGCCAAACUGCUGCCUCGUCGGCUGGCCUCCACCAUCGCUGCCGUACGGUGCAUCGACUACUAACAGCAAAGGGAAAAGGAAGAUGGACUCUAGGUAUAGUGGCUCUCAGAGCGGCACUGGGGACUCGCAGGCAUGUUUGAAAAUGAAGAAGAAUGUGUUGUGAAGAGUAGCUGGUAAACAUGUUACAGUCACUUAAGUCUCACAUUUAGGGCGGGAGCAUUUUAGGAUAAUAGUCCUGUCCAAAUAAGUAUGGCAUUUAGGGGAAUGAUAAUAGUUUGAAAUCAGAGUUUUUUUAUACUGAUGAUUGUUGAACUAGUGGGACUUUGAAUGAUCAGUGGUGAUGAUGUCUUUAAGUCAAGCCAAAACACUGAAAGUUGCUUGACUCUACAUAUUUAAUUUCUGAUUCUUUUUAAGUUGCUGAAGCAUUUAAGGAAGUAAAUAAAUUGAAUACAUCAGGGGAUGUGUGAGAGCAAUUUAUAUGACUGAUAUACAUGUUGUUGAUGUCUUGUCAUACUUAUAUUAUUCAUCUAUGAUAUUAAAUUAUAUUAAGGUAAUAAUUCUGAUAAGAGCUUUGUUGUUUUUGGUUAACUGAGCUUCACAUUCAGCAGUUAAAGGUGAACGUGAGCUCUCUCUCUCUAUCAUUCUCUCUCUCUCUCUGUCUCUUGCUCUCAUGCAGUAUCAUGAAAAUCUGUACAUAAAACAUUUACAUCAACACUACAAAUGGAGCCUGUUGUGUUAAUACUUAUGAAACUCUUUUGAAUCAAAUAGAUGAAAUGGGGGUUGAAUUAGUUUGUAAUGGAAUCAAUCUUGUUUAAUAAAUGUAUGGCCUUUUCUGUCUUUUGUAAUCCCACAUUGCUCCUUGCUCCCUCACGUCAUUUUAGUAAGAUGCAUUAAAAUCCUACGUUUGAAGUCGUGCUUAAAAUUAUAAGACUGAUUGUAAGACCGUGUUGGGCUUUUUUCACUAUUUCAGAC